AUGAAGAUGCCCACGUUCGAGAAGAAUCCAAAGGAGAAGGCGUUCUCCGGGUUCGGAAAGUCGAUGCUCAAGGCGAUGGGGUGGAGCGAGGGCGAGGGCUUAGGGAAACAGCGCGACGGCAUCAAGGAACACGUCAAGGUGAAGCAGAGAGAGUUCAACAUCGGUCUCGGCGCGGAGAAGGAGCGGUACAAGUGGGAGGAGAAGUGGUGGGAGAAUCACUACGAGGGCGCCGCCGCCAAAAUCGCCGCCGCGUGCGCGGACGCGGGCGUCGCGGUCGACGACGGCGGCUCCGACGGCUCGGACAGCGACAGCGACAGCGACGCCGACAGCGACAGCGAGAUGGCUCGGAACUUGAAGCACUGCGCCGUGGACGCGACCGGGAAGAAGAUCGUCGCCGCGGGCAAGGUCAAGGGCCGCGACGGCAUCUACUACAGCGGGCGAGAGUCCGACCUGAAGCUCGCGAAGGACCUCGCGAAGGGCGGCGGGAAGGGCGACGGCGGGUUCUUCGGAAGAGCGAAAGGGAAGCUCGCGCGCAUUGCGGAGGCGGAGAAGGCGUUCAUGGACAAGUACGGGGGGGUCCAGGAGGGCGACGCCGCGAGAGAGCGCGCCGCGCGCGGGGACGACGCGUCGUCCUCCGGCGGGGGAUCCUCCGACGCGAAGAAGGCGAAGACGAGUCGGACGAAGGCGUCGAAGAGGGACAAAAAAAAAGCCAAAGCCGCCGCGGACGACGAGGCCGAGGCGGCGAAGAAGGCGGCGAAGAAGGCGGACAAGAAGUCGAAGAAAUCCGCGCCGAGGACGCCGUCGCCCGAUCCGGAACCCGAGCCGCUGACCGGGGAGGCGUACGAGGGGAAACCGAGCGCCAGCACGCUGUCGUUGUCGUGGUGGCAAAACGCCAAGUUCACGUGGGGCGGCGUCGUCGGGAGCAAACGCGAGCGCGACCUGGACGAUCGAUCCGCGGUGAAGCGCGAGCGAGGGUUCACGGAGGACGACCAGGAAGCGCUGUUCAACCUCGCGCACGACGGGAAGGUGGAGAAGAGAUCGAAGAGGGGCUUGGGCGGUAAGGGCGUCAUCAAGACGGAGCACACGGGGACGAAGCGGAGGUUCGACGACGACGGCGAGCUCGACGCGGCGCCGGGGACGGGGAAGUCCGCGAAGGAGCCCGCCGCGGUCGUCGUCAAGGAGAAGAGAGAGAAGAAGGAGAAGAAGGAGAAUAAGAGCAAGAAGGAGAAGAAGAGCAAGAAGGAAAAGUCGCCCAAGGUGGACCUCGCGAGAGCGCCGGCGAAGCGAGCGAAGCGGAACUCGUACCUCGACAAGAUAAACGACCUCGCCGCGGUGAACCGCGCCGGCGGGGCGAGGGUGCCGGGCAAGUGA
Molecule: messenger RNA, 1371 nt
Organism: Micromonas pusilla CCMP1545
Lineage: Eukaryota; Viridiplantae; Chlorophyta; Mamiellophyceae; Mamiellales; Mamiellaceae
Exons: 1
Coding region: 1-1371 (456 amino acids)
Molecular function (GO): nucleic acid binding
Source: RefSeq, a predicted model, not a curated record